CUCUCCUUUUGAGUCUCCAAGAUGGAAUGCAGGGCUAUGAUGCGGCCUCUUCUGGCGACAUGUCGUCGGAAACCGGGGGCCCUGAUCACUCGUGCUGGUAUAAGAAGGGCAAGUGAUAACUGGGCAUCAGGCCCGGCACAAAAGCCUGCUUCCGACUUCGUUCACUUCCCCGGGGCGUUGAAGAGCCAAUUUACAUCUACCAUGAAAUUCCGGAACCCCACCGAGGAGACAGCCAUGCCGACAUAUCGAAUCAUGGAUGCAGACGGCAAUAUUGUAGACAACAGUCGAGACCCCCAAUCCGCAUCGGAUGAAGAAAUUCUUGGCUGGUACCACAAUAUGUUGACCGUCAGUAUUUUCGAUUUGAUCAUGUUUGACGCCCAACGCCAAGGUCGGGUCAGCUUUUACAUGGUCUCCGCUGGUGAGGAGGGCAUUGCCGUAGGCUCAGCAUCGGCAUUGACUCCAGACGAUGUUUGUUACUUGCAAUAUCGCGAGCAAGGCGUUAUGGUCCAGCGGGGUUUCACCCUGAAAGAAAUGAUGAACCAACUCUUUGCAAACAAAGACGACUAUGGCAAGGGUCGAAACAUGCCUGUUCACUAUGGAAGUGGAAAACUCAACGUUCAUACCAUCUCCAGCCCCCUAGCCACCCAAAUUCCUCAAGCUUCAGGAGCAGCGUAUGCCUUGAAGAUGCAACGACUGAUCAAUCCCAAUACUCCAGAGAGAGUAGUCGCCUGUUAUUUCGGAGAAGGGGCCGCAAGCGAAGGCGACUUUCACGCAGCCUUGAACAUAGCAGCCACAAAAGCCUGUCCUAUCGUGUUUGUGUGCCGGAACAACGGGUUUGCAAUUUCCACUGCAAGCAUCGAACAGUACAAAGGAGAUGGCAUUGCCAGCCGUGGCUUGGGUUAUGGCAUCGACACCAUUAGAGUUGAUGGGAAUGAUAUUUUUGCCGUUCGAGAGGUCAUGCGUGAAGCUCGAAAACGAGCGCUCGAGGGUGACUGCAAACCCGUUCUGGUCGAAGCCAUGAGCUACCGAGUUAGCCAUCACAGCACCAGUGACGACAGCUUUGCUUAUCGGGCCAAAAGAGAGGUGGAAGAAUGGAAGCGGCGCGACAACCCCAUCACUCGAUUACGGAAAUGGAUGGAGAACAAGGGCAUCUGGAAUGAAGAAAAGGAGACGGAAGCCCGAGCAGCGAUCCGUAAACAGGUCCUGCAAGAAUUUUCCGCCGCCGAGAAGCUCAAAAAGCCCGCAAUUCGCGAAAUGUUUGAGGAUGUCUAUGAGAAGAUGACCCCCGAGGCAAUGCAACAGAUGAAGGACUUGAAGCGCAUGAUUGAAAAGUACCCGAAAGAGUAUGAUGUGGCUAUGUACGAAGGUGGCGUCAAGAGCCUCGAUUGAGGGGGCUAUUGUUGCAGGAUAUGAGCAUUCGGAAUGCAACGUCUUUGGGCGUACAACUUUCUCGAUCUGGAUGGCACGCUCUAAAUCAUCAUCAAGCCGCCUGCUGACAAUUGGUCUUGCAGGAAUACAGAUGAAUAGGUCAACGACCCUAUGGGCGAGUUUUGUCACUGGAACGAGAUCUAAAAGUUCGUCGUGUAAUUAUGACGGCAAAAGGAAAUUCGGAGCGCCAGCCGCUUUAUCUUAUCAAAGAUCUUUGAUAGCUACACUCAGUUAAUAGAACAGGACUCCAUGCUAAACAUUGAG
This is a messenger RNA of Exophiala mesophila, 1692 nucleotides long. RefSeq lists its product as uncharacterized. The record is from RefSeq and is a predicted model, not a curated record. Lineage: Eukaryota; Fungi; Ascomycota; Eurotiomycetes; Chaetothyriales; Herpotrichiellaceae. Gene Ontology annotation, molecular function: oxidoreductase activity, acting on the aldehyde or oxo group of donors, disulfide as acceptor. Bases 22 to 1389 code for a protein of 455 amino acids. Gene Ontology annotation, biological process: branched-chain amino acid catabolic process. The transcript is spliced from 2 exons.